Molecule: messenger RNA, 1375 nt
Organism: Nicotiana tabacum (common tobacco)
Lineage: Eukaryota; Viridiplantae; Streptophyta; Magnoliopsida; Solanales; Solanaceae
Source: RefSeq, a predicted model, not a curated record
AUGCCUUUUGAGCUCUUAAUAAAUCAGUCCCUUGAAAUUGGGAUGUGCCGACCAGGCCAAUGGAUGAAACUAACCAAAGGUUCAUGGGUGAGAUCUAUGUCACCUUUCGAUCACAAGUUCUUGGAUAUUAGAAUGGCCAGCUCGGCUAAGCAAACUCUUCAGGUCUCGCUGGAUGAAGGUUUGUUCUCCCUGGAUCAAUCUGAAAUUAACUUCUUUUUAAUUUGUUUUUAUCGUGUUAUUUUUCUGGUACUGGGGAUAUUGUUAAUUACUCUGGCAUCCUUCCUUAGCAAGUCUCUAGGAUUUUACUAUGGCAGUAGGGUCACUCAUUUUCCUUGUGAUACUGAUGGUUCUUUUCCAGAAACGAAGCUUCUUCCAACUGGUAGGAAGAAUUCACUAGCAAUAUUCUUGUAUUCAUCCAUUGUUGGAGUGGGAUCUUUCUUUCUGCGCUAUGUGCCACAAUUGUUGCGUUCAAUACUUAACGAGAUUGGUAUUGGUGAAGACAUGCAUAACCCUUUGGCAAAUUCUGCUGCUUUUCCUCCUAACAGCUGGAGCUUGGUUGGGAAGGGGAGCCUUGGAGCUUGUAAAGUUGUGUCCGUGUGCGGGCCUUCCCUGGGCCCUACGUGGUUGGGGUUUUGGGUUGUUCACAAACUUGUACUUGCAGAAGAUGGAUCCAUUGACAUCGGAGUAUCUCAAUAUGUCGGUUGGUCCAUCCGAGUUUUUGCUUCGGGAUUGAUUAUUCAGAGUUCUCUGGAUCUUUUAUUGGUUUUGGAGGCACUGAUAUGUGGAGUUCUGAUUUCGCUAGUCUUGAGGAGAAUAUUCCGUCCCAAAUAUGUUUUGCGCUUUUGCAAGAAUUUAUUACAAAUAGACACGAGUUAUCUCUGGGAAUCUCAGGAUUCUUACACAUCAGUGAUAAAAGGGUCAUAUGGUUCCAGGACUUCCGAGAGAAAUCGAAAUGACACAAUCAGUCGAGAAAAGUGCAAGGUGGAGCUUCUCUUACAUGUUUUUUUCCUGAAGAAAUUUUCAAAGGAGGAGUGGAAUAAGUUAACUAGAGACACCACAAUGAAGGCUAUGGAUGAGCUUGUUUCUUCCACUGAUUUUAGCUAAUGGGUCGUUGCUCACACAGAUAGGUAGAGAAGGUGAUACCAAUGGCUAUGACAAUAAAAUGUAAGAUUCUAGUGAGUGGAGAUCAUAGGUGUUCGGACUUGUUGUAAAAUGCUACACAAUUUUUAACUUAGACAGUGAUUCCUUUUUGUAACUUGUGUAUUAUGGUGUGUCUACAUUCUUAUUAGUUUGAGCUAGAGUAACCUUAUUGACUUGUACAAGGCAUUGAAACUGACUACUUAUUUUUGUUGAAUAUAACUACUGGAUUAUAGAA